Puccinia graminis f. sp. tritici CRL 75-36-700-3 is the source of this 1914-nucleotide messenger RNA. RefSeq lists its product as uncharacterized. Gene Ontology annotation, molecular function: zinc ion binding; nucleic acid binding. Lineage: Eukaryota; Fungi; Basidiomycota; Pucciniomycetes; Pucciniales; Pucciniaceae. The transcript has 2 exons. The coding region runs from base 1 to 1914 and encodes 637 amino acids. The record is from RefSeq and is a predicted model, not a curated record.
AUGUCCAGUGGCCAGCCUGGAGAUCUCAAACCAAAACACCCAGGAAGCAGAGUUGGUGCGGCAAACACGAUCACACGGCUUACUCUGAAGACUCAGGCCCUCCGGAAGGCCCUGAACGCCCACAACCCUCUGGAUGCAUCGGACGCGCUCAGGAGGAAACUAGGCCGCACCAUCUCCAAUGUGGAUCCCGGACUCCAUCCCCCCUCAGGCAUGCUUUCAAAGGGUAAAGGCCUCGAUGUGUCCGACGACACACCUCAAGAGACGACAUUCCAACCUCGGAUCACCAAUCAACCGUCGGGGCCGUCGUCGUCCAACUGGAGAAGGCCGGAGGCACCCCCUCAUCUCGACAAUCGAUCAUCGACUCUCCUCCUGCUGCAAGAACUAAAAGAACAGCGCGAGGAGGAGCGCCGACACCGUGACCAAGAAAAUGAACGUUCCAGACGACGUGCCAAUCUGGAAGAACAAUCGCGGAUCGCAAGCACUGUCGCAUCUGUCGUCCGCCGAAUAUCGGACGAGGAUUUUCGCGACCCGGAUUUCUACUCUCCAAAAGAGGACGGCGCUGUCGAUGAGACUCAUGAGAAGAUCGCUAGAGGCAUCAUCAACGCAUCCGUGCACCGAGAUCUGAUUUAUGAUCUCCUCAACUUCGAUUCUUCCUCCGAUGUGUACGUGCAUCUCCUGAUGAAAUUCAGGUCAAUCAGCAGGGCUGCACAGCUUCAAGCUUGGCAGCGUUUUGUGUCCAUCAACCCCAGCAAAUACAACACAACAGCUGGAAUUCUUGCAGCCUUCACGGACGUAGCAAAAUCGUUCGAUGAAAUGUCACUCGAUCUCACCUUUGAUGACAUGAUGGGGCUGAUCCUCCAAUCAAACCUCAAGGACAUUCACCAGGCAGCUUUUGACCAGAAGAUCGAAUUGUUUAUGAGUACUCAUGACUAUGCACACCCGUCCUUUCAGGACAUGCUACGUUUACUAGACGCCACUCGAUCCGAACAGAAGCUGAACGAUGAUAACCGCCUCUCGGAGACCGCCUCAUUCCGCCUUGAUCUAGCUAGUCGCACGGACUCCGCCGCAGCUGAAGCUCCUGAAGAUUCAAAAGUUAAUGCCAUGGCACUGAGCAAGAACACUAAGUGCUACAUCUGCAAGAAACCGGGGCACAUAGCGCCGGACUGCCCAGCCAAGAAGAGAGGUGUGAAUCAAACAAAUCCUCCGGCCUGCCUCAACCAGAACCCAGGCCCCUCUCCACCCUGCUCAGUCACCUACAACUUUGACCAGCUCCCGUACAUCAGACCAUUACAACCUGAAUCAAAAGCACCCAACACAGCUUCAACAAAGAAAGUCCCAGACAAACAUCCCUCACGCGCUGUCGAAGCUAAGCUCAUCAAUCCUGACAUCUUUGCAGAAGACGAAGAAGAGAACCACUUUGUUUUUGAAACUGAAGAUCUCUCGGCCGAACCGUCUGGCAACCGCUUCAACUUAAGGAGCCUCUCCAUCAAUGAAGAGGGUCAAGAAGUCAUAUGGGACUCUGGCGCCUCCGACAACGUGACAGGCAACAGGUACACCCUCCAUGACUUUGUUGAACUUGCAAAGCCCAUUGCAGUCAGGGUAGCUACUGACUCAACAUGUGAGUACAUCACAGGCACGGGUACUUUGAAAUUCUCAGGGAUGAACAAAACAACUGUCAAAGUUAGAAAGGUUUAUUUCUGUAAGAAUGCUAGAUCAACUCUCUUGUCAAUCACUGCUUUCAAAAAAGCUAACGCAAACUUCAGAAUCAAUGGAAACUUUGAUUCUAUCGACUUGUUGUCUAGGAACGGACGGCUACUUCUACGAAGCAACUUUGAUCCUGCAAACAAUACAUGGCCAUUAAACAGACCUGAACGUGUACAUAGGUAUGGAAAUCUACCACCAUUUCAGUAUUAG